CCACCGCCAUCCUCCAACUCUUAUCCACAAAAUGUCCAACGCAGUGGCUUUGCCCUGUCUUGGCAUAGUCAGCAUGGCACGCCGGCCACGUCAGACGGCCAAGACAAAGCCAAGCAAAAUCCCGCCGCCGUCGACGACGAGUAUCGGGUUCGGGACGAAGAGGAGGGAGCAGACGUGGCAGUGCAUAGAGGGUUGUGGAGCUUGCUGCAAGCUCGAAAAAGGUCCCUCCUUUGCUACCCCUGAAGAAAUCUUCAAUAACCCAACUGACGUUGAGCUUUACAGAAGCAUGGUGGGUGCAGAUGGGUGGUGUGUGAACUUCGACAAAGGCACACGCAAGUGCUUAAUUUACAAUGAUCGUCCCUAUUUUUGUCGUGUGGAGGCAGAGGUUUUUCAAUCACUGUAUGGGAUUAAUGAGAAGAAGUUCAACAAGGAGGCCUGCAGGAGCUGCAGGGACACCAUAAAGUCUGUUUAUGGUCCUCAUUCAAAAGAGUUGGUUAACUUCAACAGCGCAGUAACUUCAAGCUCCAGCAGCAAUAGUUGUUAAAUGAAUGCAAUUUGAAUGCAUUGCUAAUUAUGACAAUUUUGUAGCAAACUGGUAUAACAAAUUUGGGCAAGAUUCACUUUUGAUGGACCUUCAAAUUCCUCACUCAAUUCAACUGGCCAAUGAUUAGUGAUCUCCACUUGGGGAAGAAACUUCGAGAGCCAGAGUUUUUCGGCAUCUGCAGAUUCUGAGAAAAGAAAUAGGCUUAUCCAAAGUGACAAUUUAAUGUAAUUCACAAAAUGCUUAUUUGAAUCUUUCAACAUUUUUGUUUACAAGGUUGAGGACUUGGACAUACCUCAGAACACUGUGUACCAAAACCAUCUUAAAAAUGAUUGGUUUCGCAUAAAGAGCUCAGUUUGCUUGA
Molecule: messenger RNA, 905 nt
Organism: Prunus dulcis (almond)
Lineage: Eukaryota; Viridiplantae; Streptophyta; Magnoliopsida; Rosales; Rosaceae
Exons: 4
Coding region: 32-544 (170 amino acids)
Source: RefSeq, a predicted model, not a curated record